AUGGUUAGUCAAUUUAUGCAAGCUCUGUAUGAGAGACAUAUGGAGGCUAUUACUCGGAUUUUGAGAUAUUUAAAGUCUACUCUUGGAAAAGGAUUAGUGUUCAUAAAGCAUGCCAAGUGGUGCAUUGAGGCAUACACAGAUUCGGACUGGGCAGGUUAUGUUACAGAUAGGAAGUCCACUUCAGGGACCAAAUAUGUGGAGAUUGACAGGCACUUUAUCAAAGAGAAGCUGGACAGUGGUAGUAUCUAUAUUCCCUAUAUUUCGUCAAGUCAACAGAUUGUUGAUGUUCUCACCAAAGGGCUACCAAGACAGAAUUUCGACACCUAUGUUAGCAAGUUGGGUCUUAUUGAUAUCUACACCCCAACUUUAGGGGAGUAUUGA
Molecule: messenger RNA, 381 nt
Organism: Benincasa hispida (wax gourd)
Lineage: Eukaryota; Viridiplantae; Streptophyta; Magnoliopsida; Cucurbitales; Cucurbitaceae
Source: RefSeq, a predicted model, not a curated record